AUGGAUAUUAAACUUCAUUCUCCUCCUCAUAAGGAUGGUUUAUUUACCAUUCUUUAUGUUUUAUUUUUCCUUGUGGAAGUUGCACCCAUUAAGAAUAUCGAGAAGAAAAACAAGGAACCCCAAGAAGCAAAAGAAGUUCUUAAAUUGGUAUGUGAUAAAAUAAACAAGAAGAAGUUGGAGUUCCCUGAUGCUCAUACUCGCUAUUACGCCAAACCAUUUCUGGAAGCCGCGCGUCAAAACACUUACCGGGUUGUUGGUGAGAUUUUAAAGAGAUACCCUGAAGCAAUUCGGUAUACAGAUAAAAGCGGGUAUGACAUCAUACAGUUAUCCGUAAUACACCGUUCGGAAAAGAUCUACGAGCUUAUUUAUCACCUUGGGAGCGCUAGGAAUGUCUAUAAAAUGAUCGAAGAUUCUUCUAAGAACAAUAUGUUACACUUGGUGGGAAGAUUAGCUCCUUGGCAUAAACUAAAGCUGCGCACUGGUGCAGCAUUACAACUACAAAGAGAGCUUCAAUGGCGUGAGAAGGUGAAGAUGAUGGUAUCUCCGACAUACCAUACUAAAGAAAAAAAAUUUAAUGAGACACCGGAUAUGCUAUUCACAAACGAACAUAAAAACUUGGUGUUGGAAGGAGAAACGUGGAUGAAAACCGUAGUAGAAUCAUGCAGCAUCACUGCAGCGCUGAUUACCACAAUUGUAUUUGCGGCAGCAAUUACAGUACCAGGUGGAAACCAUCAAGAUAAUGGCUUCCCCAUUUUUGCAAGACAAAUUCCCUUCAUGAUCUUUGGUAUAUCGGUUGCAAUCUCACUAUUUGCAUCGAGUACAACAUUACUAAUGUUUCAGUCCAUCCUCACUGGCCGUUUCUCUGAGCAAGAUUUUCUUGUAAGUUUGCCAAGACGAUUGAUUAUAGGUCUUUGCACCUUAAUGAUAUCAACAACUACCAUGAUGGUGGCCUUCAGCAUAAUCCUGUUCCUUGUAUUUUGUCAUGGAAAACGUUGGAUGCUUGCUCCAAUAUGUGCAUUAGCUUUCCUCCCGAUUGCAUCUUUUAUCACUGUUCAAAACCCCCCUUAUGUUCAAAUCCCCCUUAUGGUAGAUCUAUUUCGGUCAACAUAUGGGCAGAUCGAGUAUAUCUUUGAAAAGUAUAACUUCAAAAACGACAUUAGAUUUAAUUUGAAUGACAUCCGCCUGUUUUUUAGCGAGUGA
Lactuca virosa is the source of this 1200-nucleotide messenger RNA. The record is from the annotation of a GenBank genome assembly. NCBI's taxonomy places the organism in Eukaryota, Viridiplantae, Streptophyta, Magnoliopsida, Asterales, Asteraceae.